Molecule: messenger RNA, 3789 nt
Organism: Pyricularia grisea
Lineage: Eukaryota; Fungi; Ascomycota; Sordariomycetes; Magnaporthales; Pyriculariaceae
Exons: 3
Coding region: 345-3302 (985 amino acids)
Molecular function (GO): ATP-dependent chromatin remodeler activity; ATP binding; metal ion binding
Source: RefSeq, a predicted model, not a curated record
GUCUCAUCGAUCUGCGGUCUUAGCCUAGUUUGGAUUUCUUUUUUACUACAUCGCCACCUCAGGGGUGGUAUUUCAUCCCAAUUGCGCACCCGCCGAAACUAAUCCGAUAACUGCGCUUCGGUAGAAGCUUCCUCUCCAAGCUUACCUGUAACGAUCUCAACCACCAUUAGGUGCUGGAAAACAUUAGGUUAUACGUCGACAUUCCAGGAGGUCGCGAGUUUCCGGCGCGAAUUGCCAGUUGUCACGACCUCCAAGAGGGCUCUGAAAGCAGCGGGAGGCCUUGCUCAAUCUACGGGCGUGAAGAAGCACUGAUAAUACCAAGUAAACCCACGAAUUCUGCAACCAUGACUAGGCGCACACGCAGCUCGCUCGCCCGUGCCGGAAAGGCGCUGGCGGACGAUGAUCUCAACAUCCUCGUUGAAGAGGCACCUGCAAGCAAUGCAUCGGUGGGAGGCAAGCCUAAACGAGGUAGAACCUCGACUUCGAGCAGCAAGACGCCAUCGGUUGCAUCUGCUGCCACUGGUGGUAGCGCUUCUGCCUCUGCAAGUGGUUACUCGACGCCCAUGACCAGUGCAGUUGCGACCCCUCUUCCGACAAACGUUGUCAAUCAGAAGUCUGGCUCUAGGCUCGAGAUUAAUAUUCCCCUUCAACCGCCAGCUGACAGCAAGAAAGUUCUCAGCAAGAGUGUGUACAGUUUGAACGGAGCUUCGAAGCGAAAGUGGAAUGAGGUGGAUGACAGUGAUGAAGAGCUUCCUGAUUCCUCACCAGAUGCAGUCCUGGCCAGAAGGUUACAGAAAGCGGAGGAGACCGAGUCCGCUGGCAGCAGUAUGGCUAAACAGCCUAUGCACUCAGGAGCCUCGUCGACUAGGCGCUCGACUAGGAGUCUGAAGAAAAAGCCAGUUGUCUAUGAUCUUGACUUGGAAGAUGAUGUGGUCACGGCGCCCAUCAAGGCAAAAUUCAAAUCAAAGAGACAGGCAACCCCACAUGAGUUCGUUGUAGACUCGGAAGAUGGGUCAGCCCUUUCUUCGGCUCCUGAUGUGAAUGAUUCCGAUCAAUUCGACAGCAAAGAUGUGAACGACUCCUCUGAUGAUUUCGAGGACGAGGUUCAAACAAAGUCUCGCAAACAAGGCCGCGGAAUUAAUCGCAAAGCCUCGCAGCCGAAUCCCAAGCGUCGCAGGAUUGUGCCACGCGCCAAUGUAGCGCUCGACUUCAAUUCCGAAUUGUCUGCUUCAUCCAGUGGUUCGGUCACUAGCGAAGACGAUGAAGAUAUCGGUGAUGACCCGUCAGAAAGACCUCGACCCGCUACACGCGUCAGACGUGGCAGAACAAGUACUACACAUAUCCGCCACCACAUGACGCGUGAGGAGAGGGAUCGAGCAAAGCUUGAGAAGAACCACCCCUACCUUAAGACAUUAUGGGCGGAUUUUGAAGCUAGAGCAGUCGUGAACCCUCCCCCGGCAAACCAACCGACGAAUAUCUCACGAAAUUUGAAGCCAUUCCAACUUCAGGGCCUGGCCUGGAUGAAAGCAAUGGAGCAGACGGAAUGGAAAGGUGGACUUCUCGGCGAUGAGAUGGGUCUUGGCAAGACCAUACAAGCUGUGUCCCUCGUCAUGUCGGACUGGCCAGCCAAGCAGCCUUCACUGGUUCUCGCACCACCGGUAGCAUUGAUGCAGUGGAUGAGCGAAAUUCAAUCCUAUACCGACGGUACUCUCAAAACCAUCGUCUAUCAUGGGUCCAACACCAAGACCAAGAAGAUGACCAAAGCUGAGCUGAAGGGAUAUGACGUGAUUAUCAUGUCGUACAACAGUCUUCAGUCUAUGUACGCAAAGCAAGAGAAAGGCGUCAGCAAGAAAGAUGGUAUUUACAAGGAGAAGAGCCUGCUUCAUUCGAUUGACUUUCAUCGAGUUAUCUUGGAUGAAGCCCACUACAUCAAGUCUCGGACCACCACGACCUCCAAAGCCUGCCUGGCACUCAAAACAACUUACAGAUGGUGCCUUACUGGCACUCCUCUCCAGAAUCGCAUUGGAGAAUUUUUCUCGCUCGUACGGUUCUUGAAGAUCGAACCGUUUGCCAACUAUCUUUGCAGGGAUUGCGACUGCUCCGCCUUGGACUGGACUCUGAACGACAAGUAUCAAUGCAAGAAGUGUGGUCAUGGUGGUUUGCGACAUGUCUCAGUAUUCAACCAGGAGCUUCUCAACCCUAUUCAGACUUAUGGAAGAACCUCAAAGGGUGCCGAGGCCUUCCGCAAGCUUCGGCUGCUCACCUCCAAAAUCAUGCUGCGGCGUCAAAAGAAAGAUCAUAUGGACUCCAUGGAGCUGCCGCUCAAGGAAAUCAUAAUUGAUCGUCAGUUUUUCGGUGAGGUGGAGAAAGACUUGGCGGGCAGUAUCAUGCAUAACAACCAGCGCAAGUUUGAUACUUACGUAGCACAGGGUGUUGUCUUGAACAAUUACGCCAACAUCUUUGGCCUUCUGAGCCAGAUGCGCCAAGUUGCCGACCACCCCGAUCUCAUCUUGAAGAAGAACAACGAGCCUGGUGUCAACAUUAUGGUUUGUUGCAUCUGUGAUGACACUGCAGAGGACGCCAUCAAGUCUCAGUGCAAGCAUGAGUUCUGUCGGGCGUGUGCCUCUAGCUACGUCAACUCCACUCCUCAGCCGACUUGCCCAAGAUGUCACAUCGUACUCUCCAUUGACCUGGAGCAGCCUGAAAUCGAGCAGGAUCAGGAAAUGACCAAGAAGAAUUCCAUCAUCAACCGAAUUCGGAUGGAGAACUGGACUUCAUCGACAAAAAUGGAGAUGCUAGUACACUCUCUACAAAAGCUCCGGUCCGACAACUCUUCACACAAAUCCAUUAUCUUCUCUCAAUUCACUGGUAUGCUGCAACUCAUUGAGUGGCGCCUUCGCCGAGCUGGAAUCACAACUGUCAUGCUCGACGGUAGCAUGACCCCAGCCCAGCGAGCUGCCUCCAUCGAUCAUUUCAUGAACAACGUGGACGUCGAAUGCUUCUUGGUUUCACUCAAGGCUGGAGGAGUGGCUCUGAAUCUUACCGAGGCCUCGCGUGUUUUUAUAGUUGACCCUUGGUGGAACCCAGCCGCUGAGUGGCAGUCGGCUGAUCGUGUCCACCGAAUUGGACAGACCAGACCCGUGGUCAUCACGCGUCUUUGCAUCGAGGACUCUAUUGAAAGUCGAAUCGUCCAGCUGCAAGAGAAGAAGACAAAGAUGAUUAACUCGACGGUCAACUCUGACGAUGUCGCACUGGACUCUUUGGAACCCGAGGAUCUUCAAUUUCUGUUCCGCGGAAACUAGAGUCAAAUAUGCUUUCUUUUCCAUGAGGGUUUCUCUACAUUCAGCCCUGUCACACCAACUUGGUGCACUUGGUCUGUUUCUUAUAAGAGGCAGGGAGGCGCCAACAAUCUGACGUUGUCGUGUUGAGGUCACUGACGUCUUUAGCCUACGGAGUUGGAGAUCAUACUUACUUGAAAAGGUGAUCUUGGGCUUACAUGUAAUUCUUAGCCACGUCUACAUGGUGUUGUAGCCAUGUGUCUUGAUUUUUUGGCCACUUGCAAGUCCCGGUCUUGCAGUGUCGACCUGGUUCUUUAUCAUUUUUUUUUUUCAUGCUGUCUCUUCAUGCUCGUUGCAGACAGUAGUGGCUUAUGAGGUUCGCCAUGGGUCAGACAUGGUUUCUUGCUUUCGGUGUCGCCGCAUAUGAAAAAUUGGCAUGGUGUCUAGGAGCCAACGGUGCUUUGAGAUGUUUCGUUCUUAGACUUACAACAUAAAUGAUAAACUAUUGAUA